UGUUGUUAAUUUCCGGGCUUCAUCAGUCGUUCAGGUGGCUAACGGGACUAGCCGCCUUUUACGAACGUAUGUUGUUGUUUAGCUUUCAUAGAUCUAAAGAACCGCGUUAGGGUCGCCGAACCACAUAUCUUUAUCUCCUCUCAGCAGAAUGAUCAUUAUACAUUAUUUUGAUAGUUAAACACGUUAAAUACCCAAUUAUUUAAACGGCACCAGGUUGCCAGCGGUCAGUGGAGCCCACCAACUCACUUUUAUUAAUGAGCAGUUACAGUAAAUAUAAACCCAUCUGUUAUUUACCAUGUAACGAUUUAAACCCCUCUGGGAAGCAGUCACAUGGAUAUCUGUCUCAUCUGCAUCAGGCUUCAGGAGGGUCCUGACUUCCAGCAUGAGAUGAUGCUCUAGCAGUCAAACUGAGCAUGAGUGGUGUUUGUGUGAAUAAUAAGUGACAAAUGUUCAACAUCUACAUGUGACUGAAUGUUUCCUGCAGAUGGAGCUGAAUACAGAAGAAGCUCCUGAGGAAUGGAGUCCUGGUGUGGACCAGCAGGACCCAGAGAGCCUCCAUGUAAAGGUAGAAGAGGAGGAGCUGUGGAGCAGUCAGGAGGAAGAUCAGCACAAUGGGAGGAUGGAGACUGAUGCUAACAGGAUUUCAUUCACUGCAGUUACCGUAAAGAGUGAGGAUGAGGAGAAACCUGUUUUCUCACGUCUUCAUCAACAGGAAGUGGAAGAAAGAGAUGUUCCAACCAGCAGCUCAGCUGAUCAGAUAAAAGUAGAAUCUGACUGCAGAGAAGCAGAAAUGAUCAGGAACCCGGACCUGAGUCCUCUUGAAGAUGAUUCCAACUCUUCAGAGACUGAAGUUAGUGAGGAUGAGGAUGCGAACAAUGGUGACUCUCAGCUGAAACAUUUAUCAGACUCUGGGUCAAAAACUGAAGACAGUGACAGUGAGUGUGAGGAGAGCAGGUCUCCUGAGUCGGGUGUAAACACUGUCAGCAAGUCCUUUAGCUGCUCCGAGUCUGGUAGACUGUUUAUUAACAACCAGGUCCUGCAGAGACGCACGGCGAGUCGUUCAGAAACAGGGUCCUCUAGUUUAGUGGAUAAUAAAAGUUUAAAUGUUAGUGAAAAUGUAGACGCAGACAGGGAAGUCCAGACAAGACAAAAGUUGUUUAGUUGUGACGACUGUGGUAAAAGUUUUACCAGAAAAACUAGUUUAAACACACACAUGAAGAUCCACAUAGGAGAAAAAUCUUUUGGUUGUGAUGUUUGUGGCCAAAGCUUUAGCCGCAAGACGAACUUAAACACACACAUGAGAGUCCACACAGGUCAGAGGCCAUUUGUUUGUGAUCUGUGUGGACACAGAUUUACCCAGAAGAUAAACUUAAACAGACACACAAGAAUCCACACAGGAGAAAAGCCGUUUGGUUGUGAUGUUUGUGGACAAAGAUUUAGUCAGAAGAAGCUUUUGAACUCGCACAUGAUCAUCCACACAGGACAGAAACCGAUUGGUUGUAAUGUGUGUGACCAAAGAUUUAACUCUAAAACAAGUCUAAACAGACACAUGAGAAUCCACACUGGUGAAAAACCAUUUGUAUGCAGUUUUUGUGAACAAAGCUUUCGACAAAAGUCAAAUUUAAACUCUCAUUUAAGAGUCCACACAGGAGAGAAAUUAUUUGUGUGCGAUGUUUGCGGACAAAGUUUUAGUCAAAAGGCAUCUUUAAACUCGCACAUAAGAAUCCACACGGGACAGAAACCUUUUAUUUGUGAUAUUUGUGGGAAAGGAUUUGGCCAUAAGAUCACCUUAAACAGACACACAAGGAUCCACACCGGACACAAACCCUUUAUUUGUGGUGUUUGUGGAAAAACAUUUACCCAUAAUACAACCUUAAAACGACACAUGGAAACCCAUGCAGGAAGGAAUUCCUUCUCACUGAAUAUUAAUGUCCACUUAUCUUCUAAAACGAUCUUUCCUCAGUAGGAUAACCGAAGCUGGUGUCUAACUCCAUCUGUCACCAGGUGAGAGGCGGGGGUAUGGUGGCCCUGAAGUGCCAACCACAUCAACAAAUCACUAAACACAACUACAAAUUAAAAAAACAAAACUAUAUAAAAAAACACAACUGCAAAAAAAAAUUAAAAAUCAAAAACACAAUUUGUGUUUUUCUAUUUGUUGUAGUGUUUUGUAAUUUUUUAUUGUGUUAAGUGAUUUGCUGAAUUGGUUUGCACUUCAUGUCCACCGUACUUUGGACAGGUCUAAAGUUCACCACAGGGACGCAGAGACAAACAACCAGUCACUCACAUCUAGGGACAAUUUAGUGUCCGGUUAACCCAACAUGCAUGUUUUUGGUCUGCAGGAGGAAUAAUAUUUACCAUAACUUCUAAAAAUACUAGAGCUCACUAAGAUUUGAACGUUGCAGGUAUGUUAAAUAUUAUGUUGCGUUUCUGUGACCUGCGUCCAACCCAACCAGCCAUGUGAGGACCUGAGUCCUCUGUGGUAACCACCUCCCGUAUGCUGGAGCACCUCGAGCAGACCUCAUACCCGGGCUCUUUUUUCCAGGGGAGGGCUUCACUGGACACUAUUUGUCACUGAUACACUCCAAAAAUGACAUUGAUUCAGUAGUUAACCUGAUUUAUGUAGUAAAAAACAAUGAUACGGGUGCAGCAAACACACAAUUCUGGACCUCUGAACCCACCCUCCCCACCCCCGGUUGUCAGUAAAAUAGCUCAGAACCUCCCCAUACGUCAUUGUUUGUACCCUAAGCUAGGCCUGGCCCACUUAGUGGGCUGGCUUCUUGUCGUUGGGUCAGUUUUGGAUGCAUAAAGUCUGAUUUAUAGUUCUCCCGUCAGCUCGAAUGCAGAGUUGCGCACACGCGUUAACAGAGACGUUUUCCCUUAGGACUUCUGCAUUGCCUGGGGAAAUUCCAUGCCAGGACAACAGAGGGCGUAGCGCUUUGCUGGAGGUUUCCUGUCGCCAUUGCAGUCACGUCUCCAGUCCACGAUAGUGUGUUUGCUGUUGUGUUUACUGUACUUUGUGUUUGUGUGUUUCAGAGACUUUUUAACAGACACAUCAUGCGGUCUCCACCUCCAAACCUAAAUUUUCUGUAAUUUCCUUUUGGAAUAAAAUGUUUGCUGCAUAUUUUAUUUAUUUUAAUUUUUUAAUAGGGACAGUGCAUAUUAAUGAACUUCAACAACAAAUUAUAUCAGUAAAUAUGCCAGAUUGUAGCACCAGUGCUAAUGUCCAUCUGCAGGUGAUAAAAGCAGUAGAAGAAAGUGAAGUAUUACAUUUAAAACCAGGAAACAGAAAGAAAACACACAACUUGUCACUACUGAUGGAUACAGGUUUGGCUUUCCUUCAGCAAGUGUUUAAGUAGGAAUUUGGAGGAACUGUAUGACUAAGUCUCUUAUGCUGAGUGGUAAUUUGUUCCAAUAUUUAGUCCCGUUAACGGGUGGUGUGGGCGUUCCAAAAGCAGUGCGCCUGUAAGGCACCUCAUAGUCUCCUCUUAACUGCGGCCCUGGUGGACAUUCCACUUGGAGACCAUGAUCUAAGAAGUCUAUAUUUAUCUAAAACAAAGCAGUGGUGGAAACUAAAAGCCUUAUGGAGGAUUUUUAUGGCUUUUUUAAAAGAGCUUCUAUGGGUCUGAGUGUUGCACCAGCAGCAUGUGACCCGGAAGUUACACUGUCCCAUGUGAGACGACAUCAUAGAAUGUAAAAACAACUUAGCAGCAUGGAGGGACGAAACAGGUCUGACUGUUUAAAACUUUGCACAUUAAAUGUGUUUUUUUGUUCUCAUUUAUGUGAUUUUUAAAGUUAAUGUUGGGCCCGGAGUUACCCAAAGAUACUUGAAUUCUUGGACAAUGUAAAGUUUUACCCCUUCAGUAAAGAUGUUUGAUAUUUUUUAGUUCAGUUGUUUCUUGGUGAAAAGCAUGCUAACUGUUUUCUUGUACAUAGGCUAUGGUUGCUGUCAACAACGAGCUUGGAGAUCAUUGGACCCGUAUCUUUGUGCUCCUUCAGUCACGGGUGUGUUAACGUUUGUCAUCAGACUUUUUCCGAGAGACAUUCUCCGAUCUGCCCGUGUUUGCUGCUAGAUAUGUUCAGCACUCGUAUUAUUUUGUGAGGGGGGGAACGGCGGUGCUGUUGACAAAUAAAAUGGAAGUGGUAUCCUGACCAACCACAGGCUUGCAGUGUCACAGUUAAAAUAGGGCCAGGACUCCGCCUCCCUCUGUGGGCCUGUUGGAGAGCUCCUGCGCCGAUGCAUCAUGAUGUUGCGUGUCUCUACUACCGCACGCACACACACAAGUAUAAAUCAGGCUGAAGACUGGCUGUAUCCAUCUCCACUGGGUGUUUGUGCCUAACCUGAUGUGAGUGAAUGAACAGGUAAGACAGGCCUCCUGACUCCCAGUUGGAUCUUCAUUAGUCACAUUAUGAAAGACGAUCUUGGUCCUCUGCAGCAGCUGGGUGGAUUUUCCACACCCAUCCUGGUCCAUUUGCAGCUGCAGCUUCCUCCAAGUUAGCCUGGUUUAUUCCACUUGGUGUCGUUUUAUUCAUCUCCUCCUUUACGGCCGAAGAUGCAGCUCAGUCCUUUCUGGGAUCAAACCCACCUUUCACAACACUCUGGGUAUUUCUCCUUCCUGCCUAAAGGAAAACAUAUAACUUCCUUUUUAAGUGAAAGAAAGAUGGACAAGAAAGUGGAAUUAAAAAUCACAAACUUUUAUUACCAAAGUUUAAUGAACACUGUGAUAGAAAUUCAUAGAAAAAGUUAUUAAUUCAUGAACAAAUGUCAAAAACAGCAGCUGUUUUCUCAUCUGUAGCUUAAACGGACACAAGGCUCUUCUCCGCCGUGGCUGUCCCAUCCCCUAGCAGCUUUGUAGAUGAACGCAGAAAAGAGGAGCUGGGAAUUGAUUUCAGUCUCUUUAUGAAACAGGUGACAGGAGACAGCCUUCGUGUUACUUUUAGUAAGAAACAUCUGGUUUUCCAGUCAACAAAAACCAAACCAAAAGCUGUUCCCUUCAGCGUCUCCGUGUGGAAACAAGGUCUGGCGGAGCCGAGCGCCGUGCUGGCAUCUUCACACAAUUAAAUAUCCAAAAUCAGUCUGACUGGGUACAAAAUACAACCUGCAUCCCCCUGCACGAGUCCGAAAGGCGGGUUUGUCACAUAAAGCUCUCCUCUGAGACAAAAUAAAGGCGACAUUUAAAAAAGAAAUAAACAGAACUUACAUUUUAUACAGUCGAGUUUCAGUCCAACAAGUAGAAAAAGCUGAAUCUUCAUCAAGUAAUGCUGCAGCGUGUUUCACUUCCUGUGUAUCUUAUACAGUGCAGAGCAGAUUAGGUGUGUGAGUGAGUGUGUGUGUGUGUGUAUAAUUUCAACCUCCUGCGACCCACAUGUCAUUUUUUUAAAUUUCAGAUUAGUUGAACCUCAACCUGAAAUGUUUUUAUUAAUUAAAUGUUACUACAUUUCCUAAAAAAAAAAAAAAAAAAAAAAAAGCAUUUAAAAAAUAAGAAUCUGGUGUCUCUAAAUAAUAGAACCGGUUUCAGUUGAAAAGAAAAAAUAUUUAUCGUUUGAAUGUGCUGGGUCUCAGGAGGUUAAGGUCCUGGCAGGGAGAAGUAAAUAAAAAACAACUUCACCUAAGUUUUUAUUAUUUCUUUUAAAAAAAAAAAGGUCACCUCUACUUAAAAUGACCCAUCUCAGUCUACAGUAUAUACAGAUUCUGAUAAUAAACCAUGCAUAUAGUCACUCAAACAGGUAUAAUAAAUAUUUUUGGUAGAAAUGUAAAAAUGUGCUAAAACUGAUCCUGGUCCUUCUCGGGUCUAAAAAUCAAUCUGAGAUGAGUAAAGCCAGACAAUAACACAAAAAGAGUCGGCAAACUGAAGAGAAGACUAAUAAAUAUUUAAUCUGUUCAUGUUAGUUUGUAUUUAACUGGUCAGAACCAAACCAUCGGUGAUUAGAAAGCUAAACCUUUAGUUUGGUCCUACUUUUAUGUUUAACAUGACUGUAGAAAAGGCUUUAGAAGAAAUUAUUUAUUCUGCUGCUAAGCUGCAAUCAAACAGAUCUGACUGGACUAAAAGGUUCACUCUAACACCAGAAACAUCUAAAAUAAGAGAUGGAUCCCAAAGCCUCCUAAUGGACUUUCUGUAGUCGUGUAGAUGGCCGUAGCUAACUUUCUGUAGUCGUGUAGACGGUUGUAGCUAACUUUCUGUAGUCUUGUAGAUAGGCGUAGCUAACUUUCUCUUGUCUUGUAGAUGGGCAUAGCUAACUUGCUGUAGUCUUGUAGACAGGUGUAGCUAACUUUCUGUAGUCGUGUAGACGGUUGUAGCUAACUUUCGAUAGUCGUGUGGAUGGCCGUAGCUAACUUUCUGUAGUCGUAUAGACAGGCAUAGCUAACUUUCUGUAGUCUUGUAGAUGGGUGUAGCUAACUUUCUGUAGUCGUAUAGAUGUGCGUAUCUGACUUUCUGUAGUCUUGUAGACGGGUGUAGCUAACUUUCUGUAGUCGUAUAGAUAUGCGUAUCUGACUUUCUGUAGUCUUGUAGACGGGUGUAGCUAACUUGCUGUAGUCUUGUAGAUGGGUGUAGCUAACUUUCUGUAGUCGUAUAGACAGGUGAAGCUAACUUUCUGUAGUCUUGUAGACAGGUGUAGCUAAUUUUCUGUAGUCUUGUAGAUGGGUGUAGCUAGCUUUCUGUAGUCGUAUAGACUGGCGUAGCUAACUUUCUGUAGUCUUGUAGACGGGUGUAGCUAGAUUUCUGUAGUCUUGUAGAUGGGUGUAGCUAAAUUUCUGUAGUCGUGUAGAUGGUUGUAGCUAACUUUCUGUAGUCGUAUACACGGGCGUAGCGUACUUUCUGUAGUCUUGUAGACAGGCGUAGCUAACUUUCUGUAGUCGUGUAGACGAGUGUAUCUAACUUUCUGUAGUCUUGUAGACAGGUGUAUCUAACUUCCUGUAGUUGUGUAAACGAGUGUAUCCAACUUUCUGUAGUCGUGUAGACGAGUGUAUCUAACUUUCUGUAGUCGUGUAGACGGGUCUAGCAAACUUUCUGUGGUCGUGUAGACGGGUCUAGCUAACUUUCUGUAGUCGUGUAGACAGGCGUAGCUAACUUUCUGUAGUCGUGUAGACAGGCGUAGCUAACUUUCUGUAGUCAUGUAGACGAUUGUAUCUAACUUUGUGUAGUCGUGUAGAUGGGUCUCGCUAACUUUCUGUAGUCUUGUAGAUGGGUGUAGCUAACUUCCUGUAGUCGUGCAGACAGGUGUUGCUAACUUUCUGUAGUUGUGUAGACGGGUGUAGCUAACUUUCUGUAGUCGUGUAGUCGAGUGUAUCCAACUUUCUGUAGUCGUGUAGACGGGUGUAGCUAACUUUCUGUAGUCGUGUAGACGGGUGUAGCUAACUUUCUGUAGUCAUGUAGACGGGCGUAGGUAAUUUGCUGUAGUCUUGUUGACGGUUGUAGCUAACUUUCUCUAGUCGUGUAGACAGGUGUAGCUAACUUUCUGUAGUCGUGUAGAUGGGUGUAGCUAACUUUCUGUAGUCGUGUAGACGGGCGUAGGUAAUUUGCUGUAGUCUUGUAGACGGGUCCAGCUAACUUUCUGUAGUCUAUUAGACGGGCGUAUCUAACCUUCUGUAGUUGUGUUGAUGGGCGUAGCUUACAUUCUGUAGUCAUGUAGACGGGUCUAGCUAACUUUCUGUAGUUGUGUAGAUGGGUGUAGCUAACUUUCCGUAGUCUUGUAGAAGGGCGUAGCCAACUUUCCGUAGUCUUGUAGACGGGCGUACACUCGUCUACACGACUAUAGAAAGUUAGAUACACCCAUCUACAAGACUAUGGGUGUAUCUAACUUUCUAUAGUUGUGUAGAUGAGUGUAUCUAACCUUUUGUAGUUGUGUUGAUAGGCGUAGCUUACAUUCUGUAGUCGUGUAGACGGAUCUAGCUAACUUUCUGUAGACGUGUAGACGAGAGUAUCUAACUUUCUGUAGUCGUGUAGACGGGUCUAGCUAACUUUCUGUAGUCAUGUAGACGAGUGUAUUUAACUUUCUGUAGUCGUGUACAAGGGUCUAGCUAACUUUCUGUAGUCGUGUAGACGGGUCUGGCUAACUUUCUGUAUUCAUGUAGACGAGUGUAUCUAACUGUCUGUAGUCGUAUAAGCGGGCGUAGCUAGCUUUCUGUAGUCAUGUAGACGGGUGUAGCUAACUUUCUAUAGUCUUGUAGACGGGUGUAUCUAAAUUUCUGUAGUCUUGUAGAUGGGUGUAGCUAACUUCCUGUAGUCGUGCAGACAGGUGUUGCUAACUUUCUGUAGUUGUGUAGAUGGGUGUAGCUAACUUUCUGUAGUCGUGUAGUCGAGUGUAUCCAACUUUCUGUAGUCGUGUAGACGGGUGUAGCUAACUUUCUGUAGUCGUGUAGACGGGUGUAGCUAACUUUCUGUAGUCAUGUAGACGGGCGUAGGUAAUUUGCUGUAGUCUUGUUGACGGUUGUAGCUAACUUUCUCUAGUCGUGUAGACAGGUGUAGCUAACUUUCUGUAGUCGUGUAGAUGGGUGUAGCUAACUUUCUGUAGUCGUGUAGACGGGCGUAGGUAAUUUGCUGUAGUCUUGUAGACGGGUCCAGCUAACUUUCUGUAGUCUAUUAGACGGGCGUAUCUAACCUUCUGUAGUUGUGUUGAUGGGCGUAGCUUACAUUCUGUAGUCAUGUAGACGGGUCUAGCUAACUUUCUGUAGUUGUGUAGAUGGGUGUAGCUAACUUUCCGUAGUCUUGUAGAAGGGCGUAGCCAACUUUCCGUAGUCUUGUAGACGGGCGUACACUCGUCUACACGACUAUAGAAAGUUAGAUACACCCAUCUACAAGACUAUGGGUGUAUCUAACUUUUUAUAGUUGUGUAGAUGAGUGUAUCUAACCUUUUGUAGUUGUGUUGAUAGGCGUAGCUUACAUUCUGUAGUCGUGUAGACGGAUCUAGCUAACUUUCUGUAGACGUGUAGACGAGAGUAUCUAACUUUCUGUAGUCGUGUAGACGGGUCUAGCUAACUUUCUGUAGUCAUGUAGACGAGUGUAUUUAACUUUCUGUAGUCGUGUACAAGGGUCUAGCUAACUUUCUGUAGUCGUGUAGACGGGUGUGGCUAACUUUCUGUAUUCAUGUAGACGAGUGUAUCUAACUGUCUGUAGUCGUAUAAGCGGGCGUAGCUAGCUUUCUGUAGUCGUGUAGACGAGUGUA
Messenger RNA from Nothobranchius furzeri (turquoise killifish), 9162 nucleotides. NCBI's taxonomy places the organism in Eukaryota, Metazoa, Chordata, Actinopteri, Cyprinodontiformes, Nothobranchiidae. The record is from RefSeq and is a predicted model, not a curated record.